UCACAAACACGGCACAUGUGCAUUCACAUCGGUCGAAACCAAAGAUCUAGCUAGCAGCUAGCUAACAUAUACUAUCUCCGACGUGGUCAGUUCGUUGGUCAGCGAUCUACCUACGAUGAGGGAGCUGAUCCGGCGGCUGAGCUUCUCGGACCGGGUGAGCGACGGCAGCGGCGGCGUGCCGCGCGGGUGUGUGCCGGUGCUGGUGGUGGGCGACGGCGACAAGGACGAGGAAAGCGAGCGGUUCGUGGUGCGGGUGGAGGCGCUACGGCACCCGUCGCUGGCAGCUCUGCUGGAGAUGGCGGCGCAGGAGUUCGGGUACAAGCAGGAGGGCAUCCUCCGCGUCCCCUGCGCUGUCCAUAAGUUUUUUUUUUUGAAAGAUCCGGCGAUGGUCGCUUGUAUUAAAAUAGCAGGGAGCACAUGGACAAGAAAUACAUAAAAGGAUGAAGGGUGAUCAGUGGAUCAAAGAAGUAAGAAGAAGAAGCAAAAAAGAAGGGGGGGGGGGGGGUGGUUAGCUAGCAGACUCUCAUGGUGGUUCCCCAAAGGGGUGUUCUAGGUGUAUUGCGCCUGCGUCGCGCCAAAGUCGCAAUGUUUUGUUGAUUUCCUCCUUGAUGUCUUGGACUUGCCCCUUCUUGUUCCUGAAAAUGCAAUCGUUUCUUUCCUUCCA
Molecule: messenger RNA, 664 nt
Organism: Hordeum vulgare subsp. vulgare (domesticated barley)
Lineage: Eukaryota; Viridiplantae; Streptophyta; Magnoliopsida; Poales; Poaceae
Product: auxin-responsive protein SAUR71-like
Exons: 1
Coding region: 116-436 (106 amino acids)
Biological process (GO): response to auxin
Source: RefSeq, a predicted model, not a curated record